AUGGAGGCUGCGAAGCGCAGCUCGUCCGCCGGCAGCCGGGACGAUGGCAGCGCGAACGCCUUCCCCGCCAAAGCGGCGGCGCCGGCGGAGAAGGCGCAGGGCAGCCCCGGCGGCGUGAAGGAGCACGGCAACUCGGUGUGCUUCAAAGUGGACGGCGGCGGCGGUGAGGAGCCCGCCGUGGGCUUCGAGGAUGCCGAGGGUCCGCGGCGGCAGUACGGCUUCAUGCAGCGGCAGUUCACCUCCAUGCUGCAGCCCGGCGUCAACAAAUUCUCCCUCCGCAUGUUCGGCAGCCAGAAGGCGGUGGAGAAGGAGCAGGAAAGGGUUAAAACUGCGGGGUUCUGGAUCAUACACCCCUACAGCGACUUCAGGUUUUACUGGGACUUAAUCAUGCUCAUAAUGAUGGUUGGAAACCUUGUCAUUAUACCAGUUGGAAUCACAUUCUUCACAGAACAAACAACAACACCAUGGAUUAUUUUCAAUGUGGCAUCAGAUACUGUUUUUCUAUUGGACUUGAUCAUGAAUUUUAGAACUGGGACUGUUAAUGAAGACAGCUCUGAAAUAAUACUGGACCCUAAAGUCAUUAAGAUGAAUUACUUAAAAAGCUGGUUUGUGGUUGACUUCAUCUCAUCAAUACCAGUGGAUUAUAUCUUUCUCAUUGUAGAAAAAGGAAUGGAUUCAGAGGUUUACAAGACAGCAAGAGCACUUCGUAUCGUGAGAUUUACAAAAAUCCUCAGCCURUUACGUUUAUUGCGACUUUCAAGACUGAUUAGAUACAUACACCAGUGGGAAGAGAUAUUCCACAUGACWUAUGACCUGGCCAGUGCUGUAGUGAGAAUUUUUAAUCUCAUUGGAAUGAUGUUGCUGCUUUGCCACUGGGAUGGUUGUCUUCAGUUUUUAGUACCAUUACUCCAGGAUUUCCCACCAGAUUGCUGGGUGUCCCUAAACGGUAUGGUUAAUGAUUCCUGGGGAAAGCAGUAYUCCUAUGCACUCUUCAAAGCCAUGAGCCAUAUGCUCUGCAUUGGUUAUGGAGCCCGUGCCCCUGUCAGCAUGUCCGAUCUCUGGAUCACCAUGUUGAGCAUGAUUGUGGGGGCUACUUGUUAUGCCAUGUUUGUUGGUCACGCGACUGCCCUAAUUCAGUCCCUGGAUUCUUCACGACGACAAUAUCAAGAGAAGUACAAACAAGUGGAACAGUACAUGUCAUUUCACAAAUUACCUGCCGAAAUGCGCCAGAAGAUCCAUGAUUAUUAUGAACACCGCUACCAAGGCAAGAUUUUUGAUGAAGAAAAUAUUCUCAAUGAGCUCAAUGAUCCUCUGAGGGAGGAGAUUGUCAACUUCAACUGUCGCAAGUUGGUUGCUACGAUGCCUCUUUUUGCUAAUGCAGACCCAAAUUUUGUGACUGCCAUGCUAAGCAAGCUGCGAUUUGAGGUGUUCCAGCCUGGCGAUUACAUUAUUCGAGAAGGGGCUGUGGGUAAGAAGAUGUAUUUCAUUCAGCAUGGUGUCGCUGGAGUCAUCACCAAAUCCAACAAGGAGUUGAAGCUGACUGAUGGCUCCUACUUUGGAGAGAUUUGCCUGUUGACCAAGGGCCGCCGCACUGCCAGUGUACGAGCUGACACRUACUGCCGCCUGUACUCCCUCUCCGUGGACAACUUCAAUGAGGUUCUGGAAGAGUACCCCAUGAUGAGAAGGGCCUUUGAAACAGUGGCCAUUGAUAGACUGGACAGGAUAGGCAAGAAGAAUUCGAUCCUCCUGCAGAAGUUCCAGAAAGAUCUCAAUACGGGCGUCUUCAACAACCAGGAGAACGAGAUCUUGAAGCAGAUCGUGAAGCACGACAGAGAGAUGGUGCAGACCAUCGCGCCCGUUAGCCUGCAGCAGCUGCCCACGCUGAAYGCCAGCACCUCCGCGGUGUCGUCGUCAUCGUCGUCGCGCCUCAGGACGCAGUCUCCUCCGGUCUACACGGCCACCAGCCUCUCCCAUGGGAACCUGCAGUCGCCCUCACCGAGCACGCAGACCCCGCAGCAAGCCGUCAUCCUCUCGCCGUGCUCCUACACCACGGCUGUCUGCAGCCCGCCCGUACAGAGCCCGCUGGCAGGCCGAACUUUCCAGUACGCCUCGCCGACGGCGUCGCAGCUCUCCCUCAUGCAGCAGCCGCCGCAGCCGCCGCCRCCGCAGCCCGCCCCGUCGCAGAAGAGCGAGGUGCACAAGAGCACGCAAGCCCUGCACAACACCAACCUGACGCGGGACGUGCGGCCCCUGUCUGCCUCGCAGCCUUCCCUGCCCCACGAGAUCUCCACGCUCAUGGCGAGGCCUCACCCCACCGUGGGCGAGUCGCUCGCCUCCCUGCCGCAGCCGGCACCGGCGGGUCCCAGCGUGGCGCCGGCCGCCCGGGGCAGCACCGUGCCCCAGCGGGUCGCGCUCUUCCGGCAGAUGUCGUCGGGAGCCAUCCCCCCAAACCGGGGCGCCGUGCCGCCCGCCACCCCGCUGCCGAGGGAUUCUUCCACAGUCUUAAGCACAGAUCCCGAGGGAGACAAACCGCGAUUUGCGUCAAACUUAUGAUCCCUGGAAACUGUGAAAAAAAAUAAAAAUAUAAAACCAACAGACUUUAUAAUGAACUGAGAAUCAUCCCAGGAACUCUUUUAGCCAGUUUCCUAAUAUACCCCAGCA
This is a messenger RNA of Nothoprocta perdicaria, 2661 nucleotides long. It is a transcript of the gene HCN1, whose product is annotated as hyperpolarization activated cyclic nucleotide gated potassium channel 1. Gene Ontology annotation, molecular function: voltage-gated potassium channel activity. The record is from RefSeq and is a predicted model, not a curated record. Gene Ontology annotation, biological process: transmembrane transport; potassium ion transport. The coding region runs from base 1 to 2553 and encodes 850 amino acids. NCBI's taxonomy places the organism in Eukaryota, Metazoa, Chordata, Aves, Tinamiformes, Tinamidae. The transcript is spliced from 8 exons. Gene Ontology annotation, cellular component: membrane.